Messenger RNA from Brienomyrus brachyistius, 3027 nucleotides. RefSeq names its product general transcription factor IIA, 1 (gene gtf2a1). The record is from RefSeq and is a predicted model, not a curated record. The transcript is spliced from 10 exons. Gene Ontology annotation, biological process: transcription by RNA polymerase II; transcription initiation at RNA polymerase II promoter. Gene Ontology annotation, cellular component: transcription factor TFIIA complex. Lineage: Eukaryota; Metazoa; Chordata; Actinopteri; Osteoglossiformes; Mormyridae. The coding region runs from base 283 to 1401 and encodes 372 amino acids.
GCUGGAGUCUGCCCUGUGUUUCGCGCAUUUGCAGCUUCAUGCUCCGUAUAUAAAGGAGGGCCUCGGCGCAAGAAGGACGGCUGAGCGACGCAGCCUUGGGAUUAACGAUAAGCUUGCGAUCAAUUCGCGAUUUUAUUUGCUUUUUUUUUAUUUUUGUUUUUUUAUUAACGUAACAAGAGCGUGAUGUCGGAUUCUUUUGAGGUUUUAAGCUCCUGUUAGCCGUUUCCCGUGUGCUUUGGCGUCCGCUUGCUUUUCUUUUGGGUUUUUAAUACUCCGCUAGUAAUGGCGAGCUCGGCUAACUCUAACCCAGUGCCUAAACUCUAUCGGAGUGUCAUCGAGGAUGUGAUUAAUGACGUGCGGGAGCUCUUUCUGGAUGAGGGUGUGGAUGAACAGAUCCUACAGGAUUUGAAAACGCUGUGGGAGAGUAAGCUGAUGCAGUCGAAGGCGGUGGAGGGUUUCCACUCAGAAGAGCAGACCCUACAUGUGCAGCCGCAUCAGCAUGUCCCCCAGGCCCAGGUACAGGCACAGCCCCAGCAGGUCAUCCUGCCUCCCACCCAGCAAGCCCCACAACAGCAGGUCAUCAUGCAGGAUCCCAAGCUCCUCCAGCACAUGACCGUCACAGGAAUGAGUGCGGCAGCAACUGCAGCCACGCUUGCCCUGCCCACGGGAGUCGGACCUUACCAGCAGCUGAUAACCAAUCAAGGUCAGAUCCUGCAGGUAGUGAGAGGCCCCAACGGUGCCCAGUACAUCCUUCAGCCGCAGCAGCAGGUGGUGCUGCAGCCGAUGCAGCCGGGAGGAGUGCAGGCGCCAGUCAUACAGCAGGUUCUGACCCCUCUGCAAAGUGGGAUCCCCCAGCAGACUGGUGUCAUCAUCCAGCCUCAACAGAUUGUCCUGGCUGGCAACAAAGUCCAACAGAACACCCAGGUCAUGCAGGCGGCUGCGAUGACUGCGCAGGCGGGCCAGGGAGCCGUGCAGAUCCAGCCACAAGUCCAACCGCAGCAGCAGGCAGCACCGCCCCAGGCUCAGACACAGCAACCCCAGCAGCAGCAAGCCCCCGCACAGCAGCCCCCUCCCAUGAUGCUCCAGGUGGACGGGGCCGGGGAUACAUCCUCGGAGGAGGAUGAGGAAGAGGAAGACGAGUACGACGAAGAUGAAGAUGAGGACAAGGACAAGGAUGGUGGAGAGGAUGGACAGGUGGAAGAGGAGCCCUUGAACAGCGGCGACGAUGUGAGUGAUGAAGAGGGCCAGGAGCUGUUUGAUACUGAAAAUGUGGUCGUGUGUCAGUACGACAAGAUUCACAGGAGUAAGAACAAAUGGAAGUUCCACCUAAAAGAUGGCAUCAUGAACCUGAACGGAAGAGAUUACGUCUUCUCCAAAGCCAUCGGAGAUGCCGAGUGGUAGAGCAAAGGGACUCGCGCGCCUCCCGUGGGCUUGGGACGGCGCGCACAUCAGGCCCUUUACGGACUCCGUGCGUUUCGGUGUGGCAUGCGGACACGUCGCGGCACCGAGCCGCCAGGCCCCGCAAGUACGAGUGGCAACACUAUACCGCUAAAGCAAACACCCCGCCCUCCCCAUUCACACAUUGCUGAAAAAUACGCUGGUUUCUCUGUUCAUCAUGCAAAAGACUGGUGACUGUAGGAUUUUUUUAUUUUAUUAUUUUUUUUAAACAAAUUCUUUUUACUUCUGUGGUUUAUCCUAGGGCUAGUGGACCAGCUAAACUCAAAUCUGACACCCCUUUUGGUUAAACACUCAAGACCACCCUUUCUCCUCCAUGCCGGAGCCAGCAGCCCUAGUGAUUAAGGUCUGGAAUUUGAUUGGUCGGCACCAGCAGUGGGGAGCGUUUUGCAGGACGCGAUUAGUGACACUUGUCUGUUCAGCUUUUUUUUUUUUUUUUUUUUUUACUUUUCCAGCCAUGUGUUGCAGUGGAUAUUCAAGCCCUUCGUCAAACUUGUAGAUACCAUUGAGCAGAUUGCCUCGUAGGUGUAGAAUAGUACAGAUCUGGUCACCACAGAGGGUUAUGUGUGAUUGGAGUGGUUAUCAGCUGUGAUUUGACUGAACCUUUAAUGGUCUGUUUGGGGGGGGUCAUUUUCCCCAGUUGAAUUUUUUUUUUUUUUUUUUUUAUUUGCUGCACCAUUUCUCUCCUUCCCCAUGGUGUCCGAAGGUCCUGACUGGUUGCCCCCCCCCCCCCCCACCAAUAGUCAACACCGCCUCUUAGCCGACAGGUUUUACCAUCAGAUUAUCAUUCUCUUCCUCCAUAGUGUACUACAGUAACUUUUUAAUAAUCAUGUCCGCAUUCAUUAUUUAUUCCUGACAGGUUGGGGCCGUUUACUGGGGAAGGUGAGACCAUGCCAAACUGUGCUCUUAUUACAAUACAAGUGUUCCUUUUUCAAAGGGGUAUCUUUCGUUGGUUUGAUUUGUGUUUGUUCAACCUUUUAAUCGGAUCUUCUGUGUUGUACUUGAAUUCUAAUCAUGAGUUUUAUCUUGUUAGGACUUUCAUCCUGAGACUUUUUUUCCCCUUGCAUUUUGUUUUAACAGUGCAGUAUUGUGUAAUUUUAGAACAAUGAAAGGGCAUGUGAUUUUUUUUCUUUGUGUUUUUUUUUUUUUAACUUCACACACUGCUUGUUAGGUCUGUGCUGUCACGGCUUUGAGAAAUAUAUUCUGCCUGAUGAGCUGAUAUGCACAAUAUUUUAUAGUACACGACGAGGGGCUGGGAUUCGAUUUAAAUUUGGACCACUGAAUUGCGAGGGCCAAUGUGGUCCCUGGCAGUUGGCAGAGUUUUUAAAGACGGGGGGUUUCUCCAGUUUUUCAUUUUACCUGUUAUUUCAACGGCAGAGGCGUUUUAUCGUAGCUUGUUGUGUUUGUCUGUCCAAGCGUACCUUCUCAUAGUUUGUGCCUUGCAGUUUAUUUCUGCGUUCAGGUAUUCAGAGGAAGUUUAAUUGGGAGCCCUGGGGGGAUGUUUUGAAAGGAAGUCAUUUGAACGUUCUGUGUCAGCUUAACCUUACCACAAUAAACCUGUUUUCUACUGUG